CCUCAGGUGAAGAGUUUACCGGCUCCACCUGCCCUCCACCCUGCCUUAUAGCUCCCCUCCCAGCGGGGCCCAUACCCCACAACCCUGGGGUUCGGAGAGCAACAAGCAACCCUGCCCUCCCGUCCUCUCCACGGGCACCCACGGCCAUGGCAGCCCCGGCGGCCCGCGUCUCCAAGCAGCGGGCGGCCGCCGAAGGCCUGGGCUCCAACCAGAACGCCGUGAAGUACCUGGGCCAGGACUUCGAGACCCUCAGGCAGCAGUGCUUGGACUCGGGGGUCCUGUUUAAGGACCCAGAGUUCCCUGCCUGCCCGUCAGCCUUGGGCUACAAGGACCUUGGACCCUGCUCCCCCCAAAUUCAAGGCAUUGUCUGGAAGCGGCCCCCGGAGUUGUGCCCCAGCCCCCGGUUUAUCGUUGGUGGAGCCACACGCACAGACAUCUGUCAGGGCGGUCUCGGAGACUGCUGGCUUCUGGCGGCCAUCGCCUCCUUGACCUUGAACGAGGAGCUGCUUUACCGGGUGGUGCCCAGGGACCAGAACUUCCAGCAGAACUACGCAGGGAUCUUUCAUUUUCAGUUCUGGCAGUACGGCGAGUGGGUGGACGUGGUGGUGGACGACCGGCUGCCCACCAAGGACGGGCAGCUGCUCUUCCUGCACUCGGAAGAAGGCAGCGAGUUCUGGAGCGCCCUGCUGGAGAAAGCCUACGCCAAGCUCAACGGCUCUUACGAGGCUCUCGCUGGGGGGUCCACCGUGGAGGGGUUUGAGGAUUUCACGGGGGGCAUCUCCGAGUUCUUCGACCUGAAGAAGCCGCCGGCCAGCCUGUACCAGAUUGUCCGGAAGGCGCUCCGCAGGGGCUCUCUGCUGGCCUGCUCCAUCGACGUCUCCAGCGCGGCCGAAACAGAAGCUCUCACCAGCCAGAAGCUGGUCAAGGGUCACGCGUACUCCGUCACCGGAGUCGAGGAGGUGGAUUUCCGUGGCCGCCCGGAGAAGCUGGUCAGACUCAGGAACCCGUGGGGCGAAGUGGAGUGGACGGGAGCCUGGAGUGACAACGCCCCAGAGUGGAGUUACAUAGACCCCAGGCAGAAGGAGGAGCUGGACAAGAAGGCCGAGGAUGGGGAGUUUUGGAUGUCUUUUUCGGAUUUCCUGAGGCAGUUCUCCCGCCUGGAGAUCUGCAACCUGUCCCCGGACUCCCUGAGCAGCGAGGAGGUUCACAAGUGGAACCUGGUCCUGUUCAACGGCCGCUGGACACGGGGCUCCACCGCCGGCGGCUGCCAGAACUACCCAGCCACUUACUGGACCAAUCCCCAGUUCAAAAUCCGAUUGGACGAGGCGGAUGAGCACCAGGAGGAAGGCGUGGGCGAGCCCCGCUGCACCGUGCUGCUGGGCCUGAUGCAGAAGAACCGCAGGCGGCAGAAGAGGAUGGGGCAGGGCCUGCUGAGCAUCGGCUACGCCGUCUACAAGGUCCCCCCAGAGCUGGAGAGGCACACGGAUGUGCACCAGGGCCAGCGCUUCUUCCUGGGCCGCCAGCCCUCGGCCCGGUCCAGCACCUACGUCAACCUGCGGGAGGUCUCCGCCCGGGCCCGGCUGCCCCCGGGGGAGUACCUGGUGGUGCCGUCCACCUUCGAGCCCUUCCAGGACGGUGACUUCUGCCUGAGGGUGUUCUCGGAGAAGAGCGCCGGGGCCCUGGAAAUGGGGGACGUGGUAGCCGGAAAGCCACACGAGCCACAUCCCGGUGAGGGGGAUCAAGACGAUGGCCAGAUCCGCAGCCUGGUCGGGAAGCUUGCAGGGAAGGGUUCUGCAAUCAGCGCCAGGGACCUCAGGGCUGUCCUCAAUGAGGCGUUCUCCAAACGAACGGACAUAAAGUUCGACGGCUUCGACGUCAACACCUGCAGGGAGAUGGUCAGCCUGAUGGACAGCAACGGGACGGGCACCUUGGAAUUCGAGGAAUUCAAGAUGCUGUGGUUGAAGAUUCAGAAAUAUCUGGAGAUCUACCUGGAGACCGACGACAACCACUCGGGGACCAUUGAUGCCCACGAGAUGAGGACAGCCCUCAGGAAGGCUGGAUUCACGCUCAGCAACCAGGUGCAGCAGGGCAUCGCCAUGCGGUACGCGUGCAGCAAGCUCAGCAUCGACUUUGACGGCUUCGUCGCCUGUAUGAUCCGCCUGGAGACCCUCUUCAAACUAUUCACGCUUCUGGACAAGGACCAGGACGGCACCGUGCAGCUCUCUCUGGCCGAAUGGCUGUGCUGCACGUUGGUCUGACCCAGGCUUCCGGACUUCGGUGACCCCCUCCCCCACCCCCGCCGGCCUGCCUGCCUGCCUCUUUUCUCCCCUCCUUUACAAUUCUGUGGAGCUCAUCCUUCGUGGCUCAUCCCUGUCUGCCUCGCCUGGCAUUGUUCCCUGAGAUCCUGGCCUGUCCCGCCCGCCCGAGUGUUUGGGGAGCCCGGGCUCCCUUUCAGCAGCGUUGAAUUGACCCCAGGGAUGGACAGAACUCAAUGGAAGAUGUGAACCAAAACAGUUUGGCCUUUCUCCCGGGGUAUGCAAUCCGGGCAGUACCCUGGGCUUUCCCUGCUUUAGGAAAGAAGAUGUUCUUGGGAAAUGACUCGGAGCAAAGCUGUGGAGAGAUGGAAACUGUGGGUGGAUUCCUUGGAGGAACGGCUUCUGGGCAGACAGCUUCGGGGCAGCCUCCUUCUGGAAAGGGGCCCCUGCAGCCCUCCCAGGAAGGGGGUGGUGGGGGGGCUGCUGGGAGAAGGGGCCGUGCUUCCUCACCUUCAGACGGGAGAAAUGGCCGCAGUGUGUUUCGGCGGCUGCCCAGUCUACAGGAAGAUUAUCGCGGAGGGGAAUUCUUACUUGACAAACAGCUCCAGGGGAAACGCAGUUCGGGCUGGUUUUGCUCACGGCUGAACACAGGGGUUGCCUGGCUGGUGGGAAAGUAGAUGUCCCAGCCUCAGGUACUGAUGGGCGGGUGGGGACAGAGCCGGUUCUCGUACGCAGACCUCAGACGUGCAGUGCAGAGGAAGGUGAACCUCUCGGUCAGCUCGGGCCGCUGUAACAAAGCGUCACAGCCUGGGCGGCUUGUAGAUGAACACCAGACAUUCAUUUCUCACCGUUCUGGGGGCUGGAAGUCCGAGAUCAGGGUGCCAGCACGUCUGGGUCCUCGUGGGGACCCUCCUUUAGGUCACAGACAGUUGACUUCUUGGUUGCACUCUGGCAUGGACAGCAGACAGGAAGUGAGCCCUCUCAGGAUUCUUUUUAAAAAAAUUCUCACCCAAAGACAUUUUUUUUUUCCCAUUGCAUUUAGAGAGAGAAACAUCCAUGCGAGAGAGAAGCAUCAGUCAGCUGCCCCCUGCACGCACCUGGACCAGGGAUUAAACCCACGACCUGGGUGUGCGCCCUGACCAGGGAUCAAAGCCGUGGCCGUGCGGUUACAGGGCGAUGCUCCAACCAACUGAGCUGCACUGGCCAGGGCCUUUUGGUGAUGCUUACAAGGGCACUAAUCCCCUUUGUGGGGGCCCCACCCUCGAGAUCUCAUCUAACCCUGAUGACCUCCCAAGGGCCUUACCGCCCCUGCCAUCGCCUGGGGGUGUGUGUGGGUGAGGGGCUCCACACUCGGUGCAUUACGAAGAGCUGCUGGUGAGAAAGCACACAGGCAGGCCUGGGCCUCUGACUGAGGAGUAACUUUCAAAUCCAGAAGUAGAGCAGGUCGAACGUUCUUCGUAGGAGCAGGACCAUCAACUAUGGCGGAACACCAGUCAGCUGUCGUGCUGCCUUUGGGUCUCCCGGGGCUCAGUGGGCAAGCAGUGGUGGGCGCUAAGCUGCAGGGGGAGGUGGGCUCAGGCCCUUGCCACUGCAGGGGGAGUCAGCUCAUCUGAAGGCAGAGAAGGAGCUCUCUCUGUGUCGCCAGCCUGUGGGUCCCGGGGGAAGAGGGGUCCCUCCUGUCCAGCCAGGGGUACAGGGGAGCUUCGUUGCCAGAGCACUUCCAUCAGAACUCAUCAGGGGCGCACCCAGCCACCCUCAGACAGCCCACGGGCCACCAGCCUGCCCCUGUCGGCCCCCCUGGGGUGAGUCUGAGGCCCACCGACCAGGUACAAGUCCCCACGCCAUCCCUUUCUUUCAAAACAAAGUGCUGCGAACCGAGUCCCCCUCACAUUGCGAAUGUAGCACAGCUGUGUAUGUGCAUUUAAAGGGCUAUGUUAUAUGUGCCAUGCAACAGGUAGCUUUAUUUUUCAGGCCUACAGGCUCCAGCUACUUUAGGGGAUGAUCUGGGAACCAGAAAAGUAGUCUCGUUACAAAACGGCAUUUGCUUUGGGGGUCUCAGCCCCACGUACGGGUUGUCCUGAGGAUUCCUCCCAAUACAGCCUGCGAGUGAGGUUGAAGAUCCCCACGGCACCUGGACUUUCUCUCAAACACCUUAGAAUUUGUAUCGUGCUCCUUUCUUCUCCCCGGAUUAAGGAAGUGGGAGGCGCUGCCUUCCGGUGUGGCCCCUUCAGUGUCCCCAGGAGUGGCUGUGUGGCAGGGGAAACGGGUCUCUCCAGGUCCACAGCCCUCCCAUGUGGGUUUCCAGGAAGGCUCCCAUCCCACCCUGAGCUUGUCCUGUUGAGAGAACGGGACCCUGAGACAGAGGACACACUGGUGAGGGCCAGAGGGAAGGGGGGUGGGGGCCGCGUGAAGCAGGCAAAGGGGCACGGGAGACCCAAACUCCCGGUUAUAAGAUAAACCAGCCAUGGGAGGGAAGGGGUGGCUUAGGGAACGUGGGGGGAUAAUACCGUAACAGCUUUGUAUGGUGAUGCAUGGUAACUAGACUCAUGGGGUGAUCCCACCGUAAGGGGUAUAAAUGUCGAACCACCCUGUCGUACAGCUGAAACCCAUAUAAUACUCCAUGUCAAUCAAAACGGAGCCCCCUCCACCGGCCCCGGCCCGACUUGCACAUUGCUCUCCUCGUUCCCCCAGAGCCUAGUUUUACCCAGCGGGCUGGGCACCGAGCCGGCGCUCAGCCGAUGAAAACUCUGUCCCUUCCUUUGCCGGAGAGGAGGCCCUGCAGAGCAUGGGCUCCCUGGACAGAGGAGUUUCCAGGACGGUGGGGGGUGGGGUUUGCGUGGGUUGCGAGGGGCAGUUCUGGGCAGAGGCCCCAGGCGGACAGUGCUUGUGGCAGAUGCAUUCGAGUGCCUCUUUGGGGUUGGGGGGGUGAUGUGAGGGGCUGGAGAAGAUGUGGCACCUUUAGGGGUCCCUGCUGAGCCCCCAGGCUCCACCCCCCACCCCCGCCCCCACAACAUGACGACAAGAGUGGAGGGAGCUGUUGCCUCCAGGGGGCCGACUCCCGAGUCCCUGGGUCUUUGCCUUGUGCAGAGAAUCCUAGGGGAGCCCUUGGGUUCCCCAGCUUCUUUAAGGAGAGCAAGGCAGCUCAGUGGGAGGCUCAGGUCAGCCCAGAGAGACAGCUGCAGGGUCUGGGUCACCCUCCCACUGGGGCCCUUGGGUCCUCUCCUGCCUGAGGAGCCCAGACAUGCAGCCUCCUAAAGGCAUGGCUCGUUCUGUCACCAGCAAACAUAAGGGGACACGUGCCACCGGGCAGCUCCCGGACUCCAGGAGACCUCCGGGAGCACGGGUGGGAGGCGGUCAGGGUGUGCGGAACGUUCUAGGUCAUUCCACACCAGCAAGGCCACCUCCAGCAAGCUCCCUUUGCCGCCACAGCUCAGCGUCACGCAUUAGCUUUCCCCGCACAUCCGCCAGCUGGGGCGAGGCUUAUCAUAAUUGUGCAGAAUUGCAGGAGCAGCUCAAGCAGGGCUGGCGGAGUCAGACAGACAGACAGCCCUUCCACGGGCGACGGGGCUCUUCCCACCAAGGCCCCCACGACGUCAGGGCUCUCGGCAGCCCGGCCCUGCAGGGUUGUGCUUGUCUGCCCACCGCGGCUGGCAAGGCUGCUGGUGGUCUCACGCUGGCUCCUCACCUCCUCUGGGUGCUGGCUGCUCCCCUGAGUCGGGGCCGAGGGUCCACGGGAGAGAGUCCUCCCUUCCUCAGCCAGCUGUGCCCUCUCCGCCUGGCCAGGCUGACUUCCUUCUUCCUUCACUUCAAGCCGCCAGGCUUCUCCGAUGCCCGGCAUCUUCUCCGCUUUCGGUGUUUUAGUUUGCUGCAGGCCCCAAGCCUGCCGCUGCCCCCGCCCCUGGCUCAGGGACGAGGCCCUCCCACCCCACCCAGCCCACGAUCGUCUGCUCUUCUCCCCCGAGGUCCCAGUUCCCGAGAGACGUCUUCCUUCAUACACCCACCCUGCCCUUCGAUUUAUGGGCUGGGCUGACCUUGAGAAUUCACAUAGCCCGCUGUGGACAGUCCGGACACCAUCUGACCCCUCUGUUCUUCAGAAAAGACAUCGGAAAGGCCCUAUGGGAGCCCUAUAUAUCAAUUCGAUUGAUCGCCUUUUAGUAUUUGACCAUACCUGUUUUACUGUUUCUUGCUGAAGUAAAUCACAGACAUCAUGACAUUUUA
Molecule: messenger RNA, 6473 nt
Organism: Phyllostomus hastatus (greater spear-nosed bat)
Lineage: Eukaryota; Metazoa; Chordata; Mammalia; Chiroptera; Phyllostomidae
Gene: CAPN8
Product: calpain 8
Exons: 21
Coding region: 147-2258 (703 amino acids)
Biological process (GO): proteolysis
Cellular component (GO): cytoplasm
Molecular function (GO): calcium ion binding; calcium-dependent cysteine-type endopeptidase activity
Source: RefSeq, a predicted model, not a curated record